Molecule: messenger RNA, 1219 nt
Organism: Xenopus tropicalis (tropical clawed frog)
Lineage: Eukaryota; Metazoa; Chordata; Amphibia; Anura; Pipidae
Gene: rnaseh2c
Product: ribonuclease H2 subunit C
Exons: 5
Coding region: 27-548 (173 amino acids)
Biological process (GO): RNA catabolic process
Cellular component (GO): ribonuclease H2 complex
Source: RefSeq, a predicted model, not a curated record
ACACGUACACCAGGCUUGUCUCCGUAAUGUGGGAAGGAAUAAAAAACUACAUCUCCCAUCAUGCCGCGGGGAGUGACGUCACUUCCCUGUGCGGCGCGCCAGUCUGUGUGAGGCCAGGCAUCUGGGAGUGCGGCAUGGCGGGCUCCCUUGCUAGCUCCUGUGUUCGAGUGGAUCCCCGUUCUUUGUCCGGUGCUGUGAGUGAGCCAAUGCACCUGCUGCCCUGCCAGAUCCAGAGAGAGGGGGCCGCUAAUGUGAAGGGGUACUUCGCCCCUGCUGUGAAAGAUAGAGAAGGAGGGAAAGAAGUAUCCUUUAGGGGCCGCACACUAAAGGGGCAAGAGGUUUCUGUACCGUCUGGUUAUAUGGGUGUUGUGCUAAGGGAGGAUCAAAAACCUUGUUCUGAAGAAGAGGAUCGUUUAUUCACAGUUAAAUCCACCUUCCGCUCCUUUACUCAGUGGAACCUCGAGACACCACCUUCAGCAGAUGACGUCCUUAUAAUGUCACUAAUAUGGCCAAAAAUAGCCGCAGCGAUCCAUGCGCCAGUUGAGUAGGAGGUCUCUCUGGCUGAGGAAGAAAUUUGUCAUUAUUACCAUGUUCUUUAUUUCAUUAGAGCUUGACUUUGAAACAAAUGAUGAUUGUAUUGUGACAUCCAUGUUUUGCUCUGCCUAUAAUCAUAACUCUUUAAAUCAAUGAACAUUUCAAUUACCUUUAUACCACAAUAUGACACUGUCUAUAGCAGCAUAAUUAUCCAUUGACUGGAAGCUUUUUGUAUUAAAAAGUUUUAUUUACAAUAUAUAUUUACAAUGCACAAUUCCAGCUUUGUUUGUAUUUCACUGUCCUGCUUUCCUUCCCACUUUCUAAAAGGGGUGGCUAGAUCACAUCUGUACCAUCUCAGCUACUACUGCCACAAAUAUAUACAUACUUUUAACCUGUUUCUGAAUUAAAAACCUUGUAACCACUGAAUAAACAUGCAGAACAGCACUGCCCAGUGUUGCCUGCAGCAGUGCUAUACUGUAACAUCUGGAAAAACAAAGAUUCUAUUCAAUAUUCACUUCCCCUGGAGGGGUUACAAUGGUUAGUUAGUAUAUAAAACAAGCAUGUAUAAAGACUGUAAUAGUUUCCUCCAUCAGGAAAUCUGACCAGAAAUGGUUGCUGUCUUGGAACUAGUGCCAUUUCAGCUACUAGAAUGCAUUUUAUAAAUAAAUCCAAAUAUUUGGCACUG